CGCGGUCAUGCGAAGGAUUUCCGGUCUGAAUAUUAUAAGUGGUUCGAAGCCUUAAGUGUAAUUGUAUAAUUGCUCCUGGUAGAUCCGGGAGCACUGGAAAUUCAAGUGUUGAACGGACCUGUACACGUUAAAACCAAAUUGGCCAAUUAUUAUUACGUUAUAUUAUGUAUAUGUAUGCUUGUUUUGCCAAUCAACAGCAGUUGCCACUACUUGUUUUGCCAAUCAACAGCAGGUUGAAAAAUUACCGCGUGAAACAAUGACUUUAAGCAAAAUCUUCCCUUUUUAAUCAUCCACAGGCCCAAUACGUACCAUUUCCCAUACGAGUUCAUUGAUAAACUUAUGUCAAUGUCUCGUGAUUAAGAAGGACACAACUAAUAACUCAAUCAAUCCGUUCGUGAAAAUGUUUUCGUUGGCUCUAAUUUUUGCUCAUCUUGUUGCUCUGGCGGAAACCCACAAGCAGAUAUCACCUCUGUCGAAUUCCAGUUAUAAGACAAAUGGCACUCUUCUAAAUGUUAGCCUGGUUGCUAUAGGCAGCAACGCUACGUACUGCGAUUAUGCGGCUUUACCAUACUCUGGACCAGGGUUUUCUUUAGCCGUUGAUCGUGUGCAAGGCAUUUAUGCCGGAACACUAAACUUCAGUCUCCAUUUUAUUGGAGACCGAACGUGCACAUAUCUUCAAGACAAUCUUAUUGUUGAGCUAGCUCAGUGGCACUACGAGGAAAGGAACGAACACGACCUUACUAUAUACCUCUCACCAGAAUACACUGGAACUUUAGAGAUGAUUUAUUUACAAGCUCAGUGGAAUACGUUGUUGAUUGCCACGGAAAACGCCAGCCCAAAAAAGCGCAAACAGUUUUUAUACGGGCAACCAACGUGGAUAUCCACAAAUUGUUUCCAUUUGUUGGAAUAUGCGGAAUUGUAUAUCAACAUUUUAAACAAAUAUAACUGGACAUCCAUUACUGUGGUGAUCGAUGAAGGCUCUCCUCCUUUUUAUUCUGAGCUGGGCUCAAUGGUUCUCGCUUUACUCCAGGUUCAAAAGCGUGUAACGUAUGCUAUCCGAUAUAUUGAUACAAAGAUAGAUGCGGGCUUUGGUGAAUUCGCACCUUUAUUGAAAAAAAUUCGUGCCAGCAGCAGAAUUUUACUGUAUUUUGGCGGCGGUUCGGCUUUGCGCGAAUUUCUGCAUACCACCUAUCUGCUGAACAUGACAAAUGGAGAAUACGUGUAUAUCCUGGUAGAAAUUAAUCCUUUCCUUCCAUCACGCUGGCAGAAUAUAGAUAAUAAGGAUCAGGCCGUUUUACAGUCGCUGCAGUCGGUGCUAAUCCUUCACCCAAGCGAAAAUACUCAAAAUGACUUGGCAAAGAUGCAGCUCGGGAAGCACUUCCUGCGGCGCACAGAGCGAGAUUUUAAUUACAUUUAUCCAUUAUCUACUCAGCCGUACAUCCUGAUAGCCUCUGCCUACACGACAGUUUUUGCCCUUGCGGAGGUGAUCAACGAUACUUUGGUGAAAAACAAAAGGCCAGAUUGGAGCGGUUCGGUUUUAGCGCACCUGUUAACCAACCGCACCUUCAGAGAUGAUGUUGGUAACACCAUGUAUAUCGACAGUGACGGACAAAGACGCACUGAUAUCACCGUAUCCUUUUUUGACACCAACGGCAACCGCAUGGGAUUGUUGCAAAAGUUCGGCAACACCGAAGAAUUGGUCGAGAUAACGCAUUUGUUGACAUGGGCCAAUAACGCAACUUUUCCUCCUCCCAACGAACCACUGUGUGGAUAUAUAAAUCAAAGUCUACUGUGUCGCACACCAGGCGAUAUUAAAUCAACAAUUUUGUCCAUUUCUUGGCCGAUAUCGUUAGCGGUUAUGGGAGUUUUAACUGCAUCGGGAUACGUCGUGUCCACAACUAAACGUUGGCUGCUUUCUGACCCAUGGUGGCAAAUUCAUUUACAUCAAAGUUUAGAAGAUGUCCCCGCUGACCCCAGCAUCCAUCCCAUUACAACAAGGGGUUCGCGGAGCUUGUGUAGCGCAGUUGUUUUUGGAUCCCAUAAACAUAAGCCGGUCAUGGGAUGGAAGGUGUGUGGUAGAAGCUGCGCCGUCCAUUUUACCGAUAUUUCCUUUAGCAAGAAACUGGUGUUUGUGUUACGGCAGAUAAGGAAAAUCGAGCACAUCAAUAUCUGCCAGUUUUUGGGACUGGCUAUAACCAAUGCGUCCACAGACAUGCACUGGAUUUCGGCCGUAAUAGAAUCACCGCCAAGAGGCCCUUUGCCUGACAUUUUUGGCAGUUGCGUCAGCAGAAAUGUGGCUUUAAUAAGUUCGCUCAUUUUGGACUAUCUAGAAGUAUGCUGUUACGCGUUGACGACUGCCUUGUCUUCAAAAGACAAGAGUUUUGGUUGUUGCAGGCAGUACAAUACCUUCAUUCUUCCUCCUUGCAAUUUCAUGGACGAAUCAGCAUUUUGACUUGUUGGGUCGAGUCUUGUGCCAGAAUGUCCUUUGGGAGUCUCUCUACUGGACUGCGUCAGAAUCAACGGUCCCUUCUGACAGCAACUCGAUGCAGUCAGUUGAUAUUUACUCGUCCGGUCUCAUCAUAUACGAUAUCUUGACU
This is a messenger RNA of Paramacrobiotus metropolitanus, 2597 nucleotides long. Its product is annotated as atrial natriuretic peptide receptor 1-like. The transcript has 14 exons. Lineage: Eukaryota; Metazoa; Tardigrada; Eutardigrada; Parachela; Macrobiotidae. The record is from RefSeq and is a predicted model, not a curated record. The coding region runs from base 401 to 2452 and encodes 683 amino acids.